Molecule: messenger RNA, 462 nt
Organism: Rotaria sp. Silwood2
Lineage: Eukaryota; Metazoa; Rotifera; Eurotatoria; Philodinida; Philodinidae
Source: the annotation of a GenBank genome assembly
AUGGAUAAUCAAUUCUAUGAAAUUCAACUCAAUCAAUGUUAUAGCAUGAAUCCAAGUCAAUUAAAAUGUAAAUGUAGUGGAAAAGUUUUAACUGAAAAAAUAAAGAAUAUAAUUGAGAAUAACGAUUCUAAAUCAUCUUCAUUAAUCACAACUUCUACAAUUCUUAGUAACACUCAUGGAAAUGAAAUAUGUAUUCCUUUUUAUUCUUGUACAAUUGGAAAAAACAUUUGUCAUGGUAUCAAUGCAUAUUGUACUUGCGAUAAUGGCACAUGGGUUAGCAUUUUAUGUCCAAAAGAAAAGUUAUGUAAGAUACAAGAUACAGACACAAUGACAACUUGUCAAAUGGUAGCAUCAGUUGAUGACAAGUUUUCAUUAUCUUCUAUGUCUGGUUUAGCUGUUUCCAUUACAAUAGACAAAUAUUUUCAUCUUUUCAUUGUUUGUUUGUUAAUUCUGCAAAAAUAA